Oncorhynchus mykiss (rainbow trout) is the source of this 3352-nucleotide messenger RNA. It is a transcript of the gene zc3h3, whose product is annotated as zinc finger CCCH-type containing 3. Gene Ontology annotation, cellular component: nucleus. The record is from RefSeq and is a predicted model, not a curated record. Lineage: Eukaryota; Metazoa; Chordata; Actinopteri; Salmoniformes; Salmonidae. Gene Ontology annotation, molecular function: metal ion binding.
UGAUUUUGUGGCUGUGGUAACGAUCAAACUCCUCAACACGUAAUCUAUAAUUGCGUCGCUGGAUGAUGACGUUUGAGUUUAGGACAUAAACAACAUGGAUGAGAGAGAAGCGCUGAAAAGGCAAAUCGAUCUGUUGCAAAAUCUCAUCAAUAACCAUAGAAGUAUCCAUGGGGAUGCCCCUUCUUGUUCUGGCCAGCAGUGGCACCCAGCGAGACCACCAGCCCGAGGCAGGAGUCACAGCUCAUUUUUCAGCCCCACAUUCCCCUCGCGUGGUGGGCCUCACCCCCCUCAACCCACAGGACACUGGAGGAAGAGCUACACCCUCAGUAGCAAGACCAGCUCAUCCCAGCACAGUAGACCUACUACACAGACUGCCAAGCCCUCUCUAGAGCAGCAGGGUAGACCAAUACAGAUUACCAAGCCCUCUUUAGAUUCUGUGGCACCCAACUCCUCUACUGGAUUCCUGUCCCUUCAUGCUACAGAUACCUUACAGCCCAGCCACAGCAGUAAGGGCCCAGCUAGAGGAGAGAAGGAUGGAACAAAAUGGGCUACGUCUAGGGAUCUAACAGGGCCAAGGGGCCAGCAGUACGCACUCACAGGGGGAGUGAGAAGAUCUAUGACGGGGACAGGCAGUGGAUCCACAGCUAUAGAGACAGAGACUGAACCCGGCAGAGGAAGGACAGGACCUGGGGGCAAGGCUGGGCUGGGAGUUUCGGCGAAGAGCUUAGGACUGGGACUGCCUCUGAUAAUGACCGCCCCUGGACAAAUGGACUUGUCAGGUGUCCCUGCCAAAACGACCACCACUGCCACCAGGGUUCAGAGCACUGCUCAGCUACAUAUUAAACAUUGCGUGACUGGGAAAACCAAUACAGCAGCUAAGCAGGUUGUCCCCAAGGCAACCUCCAACAGCAACCCCACCCCUAGCGAUGCCAAUUCACUUCCUCUACCUCUUCCACCUCCUCUCUCUGCUCCCCCUAGUGCCUCUCUCAGUCCCAGGUCCAAGCUCACCCCAGCCCAGCCAGCCUCCUCUCCCCAGAACCACUCCAAGUUUACCUGGGUGAAGAGCCAUCAGCCAGGAGGAGUCAGGCCCAGCCAGGCCAGAAUAGAGUCCCGGCCCCCAGAAAAUCUAAUCACAUCUGUCACCACCACAGUCUCCCAUUCUGGGGUCCCUAGCAGUUUCUCAUCCAGCCCCAGUUCCAGUAGGAAAGCCUUUGCCCCCAGAAAAAAGGUUCCCCGUAGGCUCAGUUUAUCCACUGCAGUCCCUAAGACCUCCAAGUACACCUGGGUGUCCUCUGCUGCAGGGGUCCAGGCUAGGCUGUCCCGGAAGCCUCUCUCACCCAAAGACCUGGCCCUGGCUCUGGCUCUGCCCCAGAGAGCUGCAGAGGGGUUCGUUGCCAAGAAACCAAAAUCCCCAAAUACUUUAGCCAAGCAGCGUAAGGCAGCAGCGGCCUCCUGCUCCACUACCCUCAGUAGUCGCUACUGCUGGAAGGCAGGUUCUGGGGGAGGGGGGCAGACUGGCUCCGGGACAGGGUCCAGAGUUGGGUCUCUGUUCCGCUGGACCUCAGAGAAAGAGAAUGGGGCCAAGGGGGGGUCUAGUGUCCCUCCAUCUGUAACUCAACGCACCGCCUCCUCUUCCCCUGGGGGGUUCAAACUCAGGAGCAGGAUGAAGAUCAUCAGGAGGUCAGUUAGCAGUGGGUCUGGGGCAGAACGGAGAUCCAGCCCAGCAGCCAUGACCCUGAUCAGCCGCUACUCUCUGCGCCUUAGGACACACACUCCGGUCCGGACACAAACUGCAGUGAGGACACGCACCCUUAUCCAGAGCCCGGGGGGUGUGAAGAGGACCCCGUCCCUUGAACUGGUCUCAUUUGGCAGACACAAGCUACGACGUCUCUCCCCCAACCCCUCCAGGACAGGUCCCGCCUCUCUGUCGAUGCAUAGCCAAUUGUCUCAGCGGGUUUUCAGGACACGCUAUAAGAUAGUGACGCGCCUGGGCGGAGCCACCUCGCACACACCCCACUAUAGCCACGCCCUCUCCUGGAGAGCCAAGAGGAUCCAUACGGCCAGGAGUGUGCUCCAGAGUCGUCUGCGUCCCCCCGGACAGGACAGGCACCCCCCGGCCCAACACUGGACAGGCAGAGGGCUGGGCAUGCGCUGGAUUGGCGGAAACCUUUACAGCGUCUCAGCCAAUAAGCUGUCCCGCACUGUGACAACCAGUGCGCCAAUCAACAGGACAGUGCGGUUGUCCAGUCCACAGGAAGUCUCCCACACCACCUCUAGCACUCUCAUCCGGCCCUCCAGCACUCGUUUUGUGGCUAGUCGUGCGGUUCAGAGGAGUCUAGCCAUCAUCAGGCAUGCUCGUCAGAAGAAGUCCCAGAAGCAGUACUGUAUGUACUACAACCGCUUUGGCAAGUGUAACCGUGGCAACACCUGCCCCUACAUCCACGAUCCUGAUAAGGUGGCUGUCUGUACCAGGUUCCUGAGGGGUACGUGUAAGCAGACAGGUGGGACCUGUCCAUUCUCCCAUAAGGUGGCCAAGGAGAAGAUGCCUGUGUGUUCGUACUUCCUGAAGGGUAUAUGUAACAACAGUAGCUGUCCCUACAGCCAUGUCUAUGUGUCCCGCAAGGCUGCUUUGUGCCAGGACUUCAUCAGGGGAUACUGCCCUCAGGGAGAGAAGUGUAAGAAGAAGCACACCCUGGUGUGUCCAGACUUCUCCAGUAGCGGCUCCUGUCCUCGAGGGGCCCAGUGUAAGCUCCAGCACCGUCAGAGGGCCAAACGCACCGCUCCUAACCCCAACCCCACCACAGGCCCCUCCGCUGCCCCGGCCAAGAAGGCCCGCACCAAGAGGCCUAGCCUGUCAGUGGUCCUACCUGAUAACCAGACGGCAGAGGGUUCUGCUCAGGCAGAUCCAGGGGCACCCUCGUCUUCUUCCUCGGGUCCUCACAAGACCAAGCUCCCGUCGUUCAUCUCCCUCUCUAGCUCCCCCGAAGACACAGACGCCCCGGACACGCCCCCUGCCGACGGGGCAGAGGUCACAGAGAGAAUACUGCAGAUCAAGCCUCGACUCUAGAACUACAGGAACUAGAAUGGAUACUGCCUGAACACCAAAUGAGCUGUGAAAAUACUACAGAGACGUAUGUAUUGAAUGCUUAUGGAAGCUCUGACGUUUCUCAGACCCAUAACUGUAUCUGCUCUCAACCAUACUCAGGGUCUUUAAUGUAGCUAAAAGUUUGCUUUAUGGACUCAUACAUUUCAUACAGCAAUGAUGUUUGUAAUGCAGAUUGAAUUGAUAUUUGUUUUUUUGUAAAUUGUAGCUUGAUGAAUUUCGAAUAAAAUGUAUGUUAUUACUACUGUA